AUGGAUUCAUUGUCACUCAACAGAGCAGCUCUCGAUGAGUUCGUCACUACCCGAGUCACUCGGGAAAUGGUGGCACACCUGGCUCAACAGGCAUCUCAGGUCAUUCGCUGUGAGGCGCAUGUGACCAACACCGUCAACCAGAACGGCCAACCUACACCACCAUCCACCCCUCCAAUGGACCACUCAGACCUCCCUGCCCUGCCCUCAAUCGAGGCCUUCAUCGGCUCACUCGUGGCUCGGUCACAGGUGCAGGUGCCCACUCUCAUGAGCUGUCUCGUCUACCUCGGUCGUCUUCGUGCCCGUUUGCCCCCAGUCGCAAAGGGGAUGCGCUGCACUGUCCACCGCAUCUUCCUCGCCUCACUCAUCCUCGCCGCAAAGAACUUGAAUGACUCCAGCCCCAAGAACAAACAUUGGGCCCGUUACACCGCAGUGAAGGGAUUCGAAGGAUUCGGCUUCUCCGUCCCCGAGGUCAACCUCAUGGAACGCCAGCUCCUCUUCCUACUUGAUUGGGACCUGCGCAUCACCGAACAGGACCUCUUCACCUAUCUCGAGCCCUUCCUCGUUCCCCACCGCCAGCGUCUCAUUGCCCAAGAGCAAGAGCGCAUGGCCGAAGAGGAAUACCUCCACAAACAACAACAACAACACCGCGAAUGGCGCCGUCUCCACGCAUCAGCGGACCUGCUGGCCAGCCGCCUCCGCCGCCAAAAGCUCGAAGCCCGCAGUGAGACCCGUCGUGGCAGCGACAACUCCUGCGGCGUCUCCCUAAGUGCCGAACACGACCGCUACAACCCCUACCAGCGCCAGCGCGCAUCCCCCAACCGAAUCAACCGCUCUGUGUCCCCACCAUCCGUUCGCGACGUGCCAGCGCUCUCCCACGCCGAGACCUUCAACUCUCUCUGCUCGCGCUCGUCCAGUCUCGCCCCAAGUUCAAGAGGUACACCAGCUUCCAUCAGCACAGUUUCCUCCGGCGCCGAUGACCUCGUGGUCACAGACUCCACCCAGAGCCCGACCUCCCUCUCCCUGAACUACAGUUACGUGAACGUCCCCCACCUCGAAUCCAAGAAGUCCUUCGAGCCUAUCCGCCAGCCAUCGAAGAAGCUGAAGACCAGCAACCACGCGCACAGCGGUGGCUUCGUGGCUCGUUUCCUGGCAUCCGCAACGGGCUCGUACAUGGGUGGUCGUCGAUCUCACUAA
Molecule: messenger RNA, 1194 nt
Organism: Penicillium mononematosum
Lineage: Eukaryota; Fungi; Ascomycota; Eurotiomycetes; Eurotiales; Aspergillaceae
Product: cyclin family protein
Exons: 3
Coding region: 1-1194 (397 amino acids)
Biological process (GO): regulation of cyclin-dependent protein serine/threonine kinase activity
Cellular component (GO): nucleus; cyclin-dependent protein kinase holoenzyme complex
Molecular function (GO): cyclin-dependent protein serine/threonine kinase regulator activity; protein kinase binding
Source: RefSeq, a predicted model, not a curated record